Messenger RNA from Zea mays, 1007 nucleotides. Its product is annotated as calcium-binding protein PBP1. The transcript has a single exon. NCBI's taxonomy places the organism in Eukaryota, Viridiplantae, Streptophyta, Magnoliopsida, Poales, Poaceae. Bases 315 to 647 code for a protein of 110 amino acids. Gene Ontology annotation, molecular function: calcium ion binding. The record is from RefSeq and is a predicted model, not a curated record.
AAAAAAAUUAAGAAGAAGUUUGACUUGUUUGGAAUUUAAACAUACUCAAUCUCACUUAAUCUAUAUGGAUUGAGAGCUAACCGAACGAGUCUUUAUGUGGUAAAAAAGAAAGGGAAGAAGCCAGAUAGACAUGUCCAAGCAACCAGCCAGCUACUUCGCAGAAACGAACUGCUCCCGAUUCCAAGAACUUCCUCCUCCCCUGCUGCUAUAAAUAAACACCAGCCUCCUUCGUUACCCACGCACGCAUAACUUUUGCCAACCAUUGCCCUGAUCUUCAAUCCUCAUCACGACUUCGCGGGCGGGAUAACUCCAGCAUGGAAUCCGACAAGGGCUCCUCCGUGCAGUUUCAGGACUUCCUGCCACUGAUGGCGAGGAAGCUGGGCGUGGAGGGCCUGAUCCAGGAGCUCUGCAAGGGGUUCCAGCUGCUCAUGGAGCCCAGGGCAGGAAAGAUCACCAUCUGGAGCUUGAAGCAGAGCGCGGCCAGGCUCGGGCUUGGCCAGCUCCAGGAUGAUGAGCUCCUGGAGAUGAUGAAAGAAGGCGACCUGGACGAGGACGGGGCACUGGAUCAGAUGGAGUUCUGCAUCCUCAUGGUCAGAUUGAGCCCUGACCUGAUGGAAGAAGAGGCAUACAUGAUGUUUCAGCAUUGAUGUGAUUUGAUCCUUGUUGCUUGGCACAACAGAAUAUAGUGUGAUAUCUGGUCAUCUUGCAAUGUGAUAUUGCAUCCAGAAACACUAAUGUAGUCUGACAGGCUGACAGUGAUCGGAAUUCGGUACUUACAAAAGCUGAAAAAUACUCCCACCAUUUCCGAAUAAUACUGUUCCCCGCUACCAGAGAGGGGAAGUUAUUUAUUCCAAACCAUGUGCAAAUGUGUAGAACAAAAAAAAAGUUUUGUGUACUACACUUCGACAUUCAGAGCACUGCUCUCCAUACAACCUAGCUGUGUGGCAUUUCCAGUACUGUUACUAAAGUUCUACUGGAGUACCACAGAGCUCACCAAUCUCCUUCUC